GUGGACACAAAUCUAUAAUAAAAGACUUCUUCCAAAAAACGCGAGUGAUUAUGUCUCACUGCAGUUCAAGUUCCUUCUGUAACUUCACAUGAGUGCAAAACACGCUUCUAAAUCAGAUCAUGUGGAGUGCUGAUGAAAUCGCCAGACUGUGUUAUGAUCACUUUAAUAAACUGCCCAAGAGAGGAAAACCAGAAGCCGGCAGAGAGUGGACUCUACUGGCAGCAGUAGUUCAACUGACUGUCAGUCCACAAAGCGAGACAUUUCACAAACAGGUUGUGUCUUUGGGAACGGGCACCAAAUGCAUCGGCCAGUCUGCCAUGAGUGUGAAGGGUGAUAUUCUGAAUGACAGUCAUGCAGAGGUUAUUGCGAGGAGGGGGUGUGUCAGGUAUCUGAUGGAGCAGUUGUACAGGGCUGUGAGCGGUCAGGAUUCUGCUGUGUUCUGUCCAGGAUAUGAGAAGGGGAAAUGGACGGUUAAACCUGAUGUUUCUUUCAUUUUCUUCACCAGUCAAACACCCUGUGGUGAUGCCUCCAUCUUUCCAAUGACUGGCAGUCAAGUGCAGCCCUGUGAACCGGUAAAAGAGUCCCUGCACACAGAACCCGAGAGACGCAGCCUUAAACGCCCGGCUGAGAGGGACCUGGAAGACACCCACAAGUGUCCCAGAAUAAACACAAGAGACGCCUUUUCCACCUCUAGAGAAACAGUGGACAGUGAUGAACGUAAAGUUACGACAGGCGCUAAAGACAGCACCAACUCGCCUGACCUCCACCGCACCGGGGCGAAGUGUGUCCCUGAUGGGCCAAGUGACCCGCUGCAGCCCGGGUUACUCUACCACAGUGUUGGGGUGCUGCGGGUGAAGCCAGGGCGUGGUGAGCGCACACUCUCUCACUCCUGCAGUGAUAAACUUGCCCGUUGGGGCGUUGUGGGCUUUCAGGGUGCCCUGCUGUCUCAUUACCUGCAGGGGGCGAUGUACUUCAGCGCUGUGGUGGUGGGGAAGUGUCUGUACAGUCAGCAGGCCAUGCACAGAGCCUUACACACACGGUGUGCUCAUGUGUCUGAUCUGCCAUCUGGUUUCUCCGUACAGAGUCCAGAACUCCUGCUGUCCAGUCUAGAGUUUACCCAUAAUCACACACACACUGAGACCAAACACACACACACGCAGGGCAGAAUAUCACCCUGCGGGGCAGCUAUCAGCUGGUGUGCCGUAUCCCAGCAGCCUCUAGACGUCUCUGCCAAUGGCUACAAGCAGGGAGUGACUAAGAAAGCUUUGGGCAGUGCGCAAGCCAGGUCUUUAAUCAGUAAGGUGGAGCUUUUUCACACAUUUCUGAGACUGGUUGCAGUAACGGAAGAAAGUGAACUGCCUGAAUCUCUUCGAAGUGGAGGAGAGUUGAGGACGUACUGGGACUUCAAGCAGGCCGCAGCAUCGUAUCAGCAGGCCUGGACGCAGCUGCGACUGCAGGCUUUCUCGCAGUGGAGCCGCAGCCCACGAGAACUGCUGCUGUUUCAUUAACACCACAGAUACAGUGCAUUCAGAAUGUAUUCAGACCCCUUCAUUUUUUUCACAUUUUGUUAUUUUGCAGCCUUAUGCUAAAAUGCUGUAAAAAAAAAAAAAAAAAAAAAAAAAAAAUUCACAUCAAUCUUAACUCUAUACCCCAUAAUGACAAAGCAAAAACCAGAUUUUUGAUAACUUUGCAAAUUUAUAAAAAAAAAAAAACUGAAAUAUCACAUUGAAAUAAGUAUUCAGACUCUUAACUCAGUACUUAGUUGAAGCACCUUUGGCAGCGAUUACAGCCUCAAGUCUUUUUGGGUAUGAUGCGACAAGCUUUGCACACCUGGAUUUGGGGAUUUUCUGCCAUUCUUCUCUGCAGAUCCUCUCUAGCUCUCUCAGGUUGGAUGGGGUUCGUCGGUGCACAGCCAUUUUCAGGUCUCUCCAGAGAUGUUCGAUUGGUUUCAAGUCCAGUCUCUGGCUGGGCCACUCAAGGACAUUCACAGAGUUGUCCCUAAGCCACUCUGGCAUAGUCUUGGCUGGGUCAUUGUCCUGUUGGAAUGUGAACCUUCAGCCCAGUCUGAGGUCCUGAGCGCUCUGGACCAGGUUUUCAUGAAGGAUAUCUCUGUAUUUUCUGCGUUCAGCUUUCCUUCAACCCUGACCAGUUCCCCAGUCCUUGCCACUGAAAAACACCCGCACAGCAUGAUGCAACCACCACCAUGCUUCACCAUUGGGAUGGUAUUGCACAGGUGAUGAGCGGUGCCUGGUUUCCUCCAGACUUGAUACUUGGAAUUGAGGCCAAACAGUUCAAUCUUCUUUUCAUCAGACCAGAGAAUCUUGUUUCUCACAGUCUGAGAGUCCUUUAGGUGCUUUUUGUGUCUUGCACUGAAGAGAGGCUUUCGUCUGGCCACUCUGCCAUAAAGCCCAGAUCGGUGGAGUGUUGCAGUGAUGGUUGUCCUUUUGCAAGUUUCUCCCAUCUCCACACAUGAUCUCUGGAGCUCAACCAGAGUGACUAUCGGGUUCUUGGUCACCUCUCUUACUCAAUUGCUCAGUUUGGCCAGGUGGCCAGCUUUAGGAAGAGUCCUGGUUGUUCCAAUCUUCUUCCAUUUAAGAAUUAUGGAGGCCACUGUGCUCUUGGGAACCUUCAAUGUAGCCAAUUUUUUUUUGUAGCCUUCCUCAGAUCUGUGCCUCAACACAAUCCUGUCUCUGAGCUCUGCAGGCAGUUCCUUUGACCUCAUGGCUUGGUUUUUGCUCUGAUAUGCAUUUUCAGCUGAGAGACCUUAUGUAGACAGGUGUGUGCCUUUCCAAAUCAUGUCCAAUCAAUUGAAUUUGCCACAGGUGGACUCCAAUCAAAGUGUAGAAACAUCUCAAAGAUGAUCCAGAGAAAUGGGAUGCAACUGAGCUAAAUUUCAAGUGUUUUAAUGCUUACGUCAAUGUGAUAUUUCAGUUUUUUCUUUUUAAUAAAUUUGCAAAGUUAUCAAAAAUCUGGUUUUUGCUUUUAUGUUAUGGAGUAUGGAGUGUAGAUUGAUGUAAAAAAAAUAAAGCAUUUUAGCAUAAGGCUGCAACAUAAAAUGUGAAAAAAAAAAAAAAACAAAAGGGUCUGAAUGCACUGUAUAUGACAUGUAAUGGAUAACAAAAUGGACAUACUCUUUAGAGGCCAUCAAUGUUUACCAAGGCCAUAAAGGUCAUAUCACUGUUGCUGCUGGUUAAGAAGUGAUAAGUAAUGUU
Messenger RNA from Myxocyprinus asiaticus (Chinese sucker), 3212 nucleotides. RefSeq names its product adenosine deaminase tRNA specific 1 (gene adat1). The record is from RefSeq and is a predicted model, not a curated record. The transcript is spliced from 10 exons. Gene Ontology annotation, biological process: RNA processing. NCBI's taxonomy places the organism in Eukaryota, Metazoa, Chordata, Actinopteri, Cypriniformes, Catostomidae. Gene Ontology annotation, molecular function: adenosine deaminase activity; RNA binding. Bases 120 to 1508 code for a protein of 462 amino acids.